Messenger RNA from Mycena citricolor, 3819 nucleotides. Lineage: Eukaryota; Fungi; Basidiomycota; Agaricomycetes; Agaricales; Mycenaceae. The record is from the annotation of a GenBank genome assembly.
AUGUCCACUUCGCCUCAACUUUGGUCCACCACAAUUGUCGCAGGCCCAUGGAACUUGUGGAUCACGAUAAACCCUUCAGACAUCCACGACCCGAUUGCGCAGGUGUUUGCAGGUGAACGAAUCGACCUUGACAACUUCCUUUCCACCGCUGGACCUGAUAGUGAUGAGCGUGGUCGCAAUAUUGCCGCAGAUCCGUAUGCAGCAGCCAAAUUCUUUCACUUCAUGAUACGACUCAUCCUCGAGAUCCUCUUUGGCAUGGAAUGCUCUUCUUUUCAAGCUCGCAGUCACAUGGGGAUCCUCGGUGAACUUGCCGCUUACUUUGGCUUGGUUGAGGGACAAAAUCGGGCGUCUCUUCAUUUUCAUUUGCUGGCUGCGCUCAGACAUGCCCCCAAUGCAGAUGAGAUGAUUGAGCUCCUCAAGAGCGAGACGUUCCGCCACUGUAUCAUUGCCUACAUCAAGGAGAAUCUGCGUGCUUAUCUCCCUGGGCUAGAGAGCGAAGCAUCAGUCAAGCAAUUGCCAGUUGAGAAGGAGAUCGCUUACAACCGACCUCCUCAUCCCGAUGCCAGUGAUUACAGUGCCCAGCUUGCCGCUUUCGAGAGACGUGUUGUCCGCACAGAGCAAGUGCAUACUUGUGACAUCAGGCGUUGUCUCGUGGUGACGAAAUCGGGUCGAUUGCGGUGCAAGCAGAGGGCGCCUUUCCAAUGUGCUGAAGAGGACUUCGUACACGAGAGUGGCGACUGGGGACCCAAGCGCUUAUACCCGUACCUGAAUGCAUGGAUUCCAGGUGUAUCAGUCAAUGUGCGUUGCAACAACGACAUGAAAUUUCUGACACACGGUACUGCAACACAAAGUGUCGCGAUGUAUAUCGUUGGUUACGCGGCAAAACCACAGAUGCGACACCACAAUACUUCAGCUAUUCUUGCCAAGGGUUAUGCAUACCAUGUUGCGCAUCCUAACACAAUGGCCGGUGAACUGGUCACAAGCUUGCGCGACAAGCAGCAGCUUAUGCUCUUCUGCCUGAUCCAUGCGAUAAAUCGCGAGCAAGAAUUGGGUGCGCCCAUGGUUGUGUCGUAUUUGAUGGGGUGGGGUGACAGGUACCACUCACACAACUACGUGCCAAUCUAUUGGACGUCAUUUGUCUCAGCCCUGUUGCGUGCGCACCCCUUGCUCAAAAGGAAAAGGCACACCAAUAACAAUGUCGAUGUCGCACCUAACCCUGCUCUCGCUGGUGGCACAUCCACAGAGCAUGCCGACGAUGAGAUCACCGGCGCCUCGAAUGUGACAUUGCAGUUGAACUCCGCCGGUCGUAUCUUUGUCAAGUCGCAAGUGAUCGAUUAUUCGCAGCGGGGCACAGAGUUGGCGGACUAUAACAUGAUGGAUUAUUUUGUGGACACAUACGAAAGUGACAUAUCGUCCAAGGAACGCGAGAGUGGAUGCCAGCCAACCGACGAGGUCACACAUGACACUCACCCAAGUCACGACCAAAAGCAGCGCAUCAUCCGUUUAGUCGGUCACAACACCUUUCCCAAUUUCAUCGGGCAGUGGUUCCCGAGGCGCGAUGACGAAGAGGACCAAGACUUUUACAUGGCGUGCAUGCUCAUGCUUUUGAAACCUUGGCAUGUGCUGCAGGAUGACCUGAAGACAAUUGAUCAAACCUGGCCGGCAGCAUUCGAUUUGUUUUACCAAUCGGCGUCUCCGCGCAUUCAUGACCUCCUGGCGAAUAUCCAAUUCUAUCACGGUUGUGAAUUGGCGGCUUUGGCCAGCAGAAACGACGUCGAAGAGCUCGAUGACGCAGAUCAAAGGGUGCACUCGCCCGACAAUGAUGGGAUCCCAGCGCUUGGAGAAGAUGCCCUUCACCUCACAGACUCUGUGAUCACGGAAGAAGCUAUACAAAGCUUGAUCGACAAUCAAGUGUCAGCACGGGAAUACUCACAUGGACAAUUCGCAUUGGAGAUUGCGCGUCUUGUGAAGAUCUUCGAGAUGGACGAGUCUGCCUGGAACGUUGAGGUUGUACCAUCGACUAUUCAAGUGGCACCUGCGGUCGGCAGUGACUUUGUCAAACUUAUCGCGUGGCGAAAGCAGCUGGACAACCAUCUCCGUGUGCAGAAUGGAGGGUUCUCGCCUGCUGAUGGCACUGGUCACGCAAAUGAUGCAACGGCGAACGGUCAAGCUGCUGAACCCUCACCUGUGGCGCCCAGUGUUGAACGCAUCACAUCAAGCACGAUUGAAAGGGCCACAUUGCAGGCAUCCACAUACAAAGAGUUCUCCAAUUGUCCAUCGUCCCUGGGCAGCACGUCAGAACCCGAUAUUGUAUUACAGCCGGACCAGCAACGUGCCUAUGACAUUAUCACUUGGCACCUUGCGCGCUCGCUGGCGGGUGACGAUGUGCCUCCCCUGCGCAUGCUCAUACACGGAGAAGGUGGAACGGGCAAAUCAAAAGUGAUAACGAAAGUAACGCGCAACUUUGAGGAGCGAGGGGCGAAAGGGCGCCUGAUCAAAGCCGCAUACACCGGCAUUGCAGCAUCGUUGAUCGAUGGUAAAACGACACACAUUAUCGGUGGCAUAUCUGCCAGUGGGAGAAUGAGUGACGCCAACAAAGGGAAGUUGCAGGAGUUUUGGAAAGGAUAUUCUUACCUGAUCAUCGACGAGAUUUCCAUGAUCAGCAAGGACUUCUUGGCGCAGCUUUCACGUAACAUUGGAAUUGGGAAGGCGUCGAGCAGCGACAAGUCUUUUGGCGGCAUCAAUGUCAUUUUGUGUGGCGACUUCCAUCAAUUCCCCCCGGUGGCCACGUCACCGACACAAGCAUUGUACCAUCCCCCGCAACCUGGCGACAGUCUCAAUACCAAAGUUGGAAGGUCAAUCUAUGAAGAAUUCACCACAGUGGUGAUAUUGAAACAGCAGAUGCGCGACACAGACGUCGUUUGGCUUGAUUUCCUUCGGCAUCUGCGCGUCGGAGACGUUCAAGAGCAUCAUCUCGCAAUGUUGAGGACGCUUGUCAUACGACCGCAGGACAACAUGAACACAGGGCCGUGGAAGGACGCAACGUUGGUUAGUGAUGAUCUCUGGCGGAAAGUGCAGAUACUGACGAGCGACAAAAAGGUCACGCCCCGUCACGGUAUCUUCAUUUGCAAAGCUGAAGACAGUUACCGGGGGGAGGCGCUGUCAAUGAAAGAUCGUUAUGCACUCGCUGAACACCUGUGCAGCAAGAAACGCACCAAGAACAGUAUGAAGAAGGAUCUCGUGCACAGCAUGGAACUCGCAAUCGGGAUGGAAGUCCUUGUGACAAAUAACAUUGAGACGGAUCUCGAUCUGACCAAUGGUGCAAGAGGAAUCAUCCAGUCGAUUGUGCUGCAUCCCGACGAAGGUGAACUUGGGCAUGAGACCAUUGUCAUGCUCAAGAAGCUACCCGCCUAUAUCCUGGUUAGAUUUGAGCGGACAAAGGCAGCGAGACUGGCAGGGCUGGACAUGGGAGUCCUUCCGAUCGAGCCAGCAAAGACAACGUACCGUGUCAAAACCACUAUUUCGGGGGGAGCCGCGGUUACCAAAACAAUCCAGCGAAGGCAGUUUCCACUAACAGGCGCGUACGCAUUCACGGACUAUCGUUCGCAAGGUCAGACGUUGAAGAAUGUCCUCGUCGACAUCGCGACACCGCCCAGCGGAGGGCUGAGUCUAUUCAAUGUUUACGUCGCGUUAUCACGCAGCUCGGGCAGGGAGACGAUUCGACUGCUUCGUGAUUUCGAUGACGCGACGUUCGAAAAAGGCCACGACGUGGCAUUGCUGCAGGAAGAUGCAAGAUUAGAGAGGGAUAAUGAGAAAUGA